Messenger RNA from Solanum verrucosum, 603 nucleotides. RefSeq lists its product as uncharacterized. The record is from RefSeq and is a predicted model, not a curated record. The coding region runs from base 1 to 603 and encodes 200 amino acids. NCBI's taxonomy places the organism in Eukaryota, Viridiplantae, Streptophyta, Magnoliopsida, Solanales, Solanaceae. The transcript has a single exon.
AUGGUCAAGAAGAUACUUAAUGCUAGACUGACUUUAGAGCAAACACAGAAGCAAAAUGAUCAGGUAACCAUUGGCAGCCUUUACCUGAGUCUACUUGGAAACAGACCUAGAGUGCCUUGGAGAUGUCUGAUAUUUGCCAACUCUGCAAGACCAAAGGCCAUUGUUACUAUGUGGCUCCAAUUACAAAACAAACUACCAACUAGUGAUAGGUUGGCUUCAUGGGGGAUGGAUAUAAAUCAACAAUGCAAGCUGUGUCAAAAUAAACUUGAAACUAGAGAUCACUUGUUUGUCUGCUGUGAGUUUACAAGAGCUAUUUGGAGGAAGUUGAUGGCAUGGAUCAAAUGGCCAGACUAUACUUUAGAUGCUUGGGAUACACACUUGAAAUGGAUCAUAGAGAAAGCCAGAGGCAAUAAUCUGACUGCCCAGCUUUUCAGACUAAUAUAUGCAGAAUGUAGUCAUGCAGUAUGGAUAGAAAGGAAUCACAAAAUUUUUGAAGACAAAUGUAGAAAUCUUGAACAUGUUGCAAAAGAGGUGGCUUAUAUGUGUUGUAUGAGGGCUCCUACGGCCAUUAGUUCUAGGUUGCAACAACUUAGCUUUGUGUGA